This is a messenger RNA of Syngnathus acus (greater pipefish), 2468 nucleotides long. RefSeq names its product RNA binding motif, single stranded interacting protein (gene rbms3). The transcript is spliced from 14 exons. Gene Ontology annotation, cellular component: nucleus; ribonucleoprotein complex; cytosol. Gene Ontology annotation, molecular function: poly(A) binding; poly(U) RNA binding; mRNA 3'-UTR binding. Lineage: Eukaryota; Metazoa; Chordata; Actinopteri; Syngnathiformes; Syngnathidae. The coding region runs from base 1016 to 2275 and encodes 419 amino acids. The record is from RefSeq and is a predicted model, not a curated record.
UCAGUGUCGAGGAGAAGGGAAGAAAGAGAGAGAGAGAGAGAGAGAGAGGGGUGCCUGAUCGAGAGAAUGAGAGAGCAACUGUGUGACAGAGGCAAAGAGAACCAAGCAGGCUGCUUAGAAAAGUGAGAGAGCAGAAAGCAGGAAAUAAGGAACCAGAGCAGGAAGAGGGUGGAUCGCAAACGGACUCUUUCUCUUCUAGCCACAAGGGGCACAGUCACUUUUAUCCACUUGACUUCUAGAUGAUACCCAGUGGACUGGAUGGACUAACCAAUUGAUGGAUUUGGAAUAGUCGUUUGCGCUGCAUCCUUAGGAAACUGGAGCAAUUCCUUUGUGCAAAGUGAGAGGACUGUCUGCGUCUGCGCUCGCAUCUCGGUGUGGUCUGCUGUGGGCACAAAGUGCAUCUGUCGGCAAUCGGUGCUGAGGAUAUCUCCCGCCGCCGUCGGAUCCGACUACAGAGAGGAGAGGGAGCCUGUGUGUACGGCACAGUGAGAGAGCAGAGCAGAGCAGAGCAGAGCAGACCAGAGCGUUCGGAUCGGAUGAGAGGGAGCAAGCCGAGGCAAAAGUAAUCCAGCUCCAAUAGAGACGGGAACCCGUAUCUCCUCUCCCUGUGUUCCUCUGCCAUUCCUCUCCUCCUCCUCCUCCUCCUCCUGUUCCUCUCCCGUUCUCCAAACAUUCACAGGACCGCUUGGUUCUCUUUGGCAACUUCUCUUCCCUCUCCAUCCCCAUCCGAACCCCACGGCGGACGCUACUCUCGGGUCGAGAACUUGAGGGAAUAUCUCCUUUCGUGCUGAGGGACAGAAGCUCCGGACCGCAUUUGCCAUCAGAGGCAUCUCACACAUACACGGCUUUGGAUCCAGAAGUGUGGCCAAGGAAGAAAGAAAGGAUUCCUACAAGCUAUCAGUGUUUGCUACUGAGCGGCUCCCUCCCUCCCUCUCUCCCUGCCUGCCUGCCUCCCUCCCUCGCUCCCUUUCCCUGUGUCACCAUUCCCUGCCUCAGUGCUAAGGAUUCCAGCUACAUGGGCAAGCGAUUGGAGCAGCAGCCAAUGUACCCUCAGUACACCUACUACUACCCCAAUUAUCUCCAGACUAAGCAGCCCUAUGCUCCACCCCCUCAUCCCAUGGCUCCUCCCAGCCCCAGCACCAACAGCUGCAGCCAGGGAGCGACAGAGCAGCUGAGUAAGACCAACCUGUACAUCCGAGGCCUGCCACCUGGGACCACCGACCAGGACCUCAUCAAGCUCUGUCAACCGUAUGGAAAGAUAGUGUCAACAAAGGCCAUUCUGGAUAAGAACACCAACCAGUGCAAAGGCUAUGGCUUUGUUGAUUUUGACAGCCCAGCUGCAGCACAGAAAGCCGUGUCGUCUCUCAAAGCCACCGGAGUGCAGGCGCAAAUGGCCAAGCAACAAGAGCAGGACCCGACCAACCUGUACAUCUCCAAUCUGCCCAUCUCCAUGGACGAGCAGGAGCUGGAGAACAUGUUGAAACCUCUGGGUCACGUCAUCUCCACCAGGAUAUUGAGGGAUGCCAACGGAGUCAGCAGGGGAGUCGGCUUUGCCAGGAUGGAGUCCACAGAGAAAUGUGAAGUAGUGAUCCAGCACUUCAAUGGAAAAUACCUGAAGACCCCACCAGGAAUUCCAACUCCCACCGAGCCGUUGCUGUGUAAAUUUGCCGACGGAGGCCAAAAGAAGCGGCAGAGUCAGAGCAAGUACCCUCAGAAUGGGAGGCCAUGGCACAGAGAAGGCGAGACUGGCAUGGCGUUAACAUAUGAUCCUGCUGCAAUGCAGAAUGGGUUCUACUCCUCGCCUUACAGCAUCGCCACCAACCGCAUGAUCGCACAGACCUCCAUCACGCCCUUCAUCGCUGCUUCGCCCGUUUCCACAUAUCAGGUCCAGAGUACAUCAUGGAUGCCUCAUCACCAAUAUGUUAUGCAACCUACAGGUGCAGUGAUCACGCCAGCCAUGGACCACACUAUGUCCAUGCAGCCUGCCAGCAUGAUGGGUCCCCUCACUCAACAGAUGAACCAUCUGUCCCUAGGCACUACAGGAAGUUAUAUGACUGCCGCCGCCGCCGCCGCCGCCGCCGCAGCAGCGCCUAUGCAAGGGACCUACAUUCCCCAGUACACUCCUGUGCCUCCAACAGCCGUCCCUGUCGAAGGAGUGGUGACGGAUGCCUCCCCUCAGACUCCCUCAUCACAGGAGGUGACUGGCCAGCAGCAACAGAUUCAAGUGGACGGUGGCGCCGACCACAUUUCUGCUUACUCGUACCAGUCCAAAUAGCAACGGCCUGAGAGAAUGUUCCUGUGACAGCGUUGCCUUGAGACAUAAGGUGGCUGCACUGUGAAUGUGAGGGGGGAAUGUAGGGGAAGGAAAGAAAAAAAAGAAAAAAAAAGAGGAGAUUGCUUCCAGAUUGCCCAGGCACCAAAAAGAGACACUUUUUUUCAUUUUCUACCUGGUCAACUAGGAAAAAAAA